AUGUCAUCCCCACGCACACCCAGGACACCUCGUCGUCCCAUCGCCAGACCUGGAACCAGCAGCAGUCAAGGACGCGAUAACGUCUCGUCAGACUUUCCUUCCUCCCCUGGCCUUCAGUACCCUUCCUCUCCCGGUUUGGGUUCUGGUUUGGGUGUGAACUCGCCCUUGCCAUUUGCUACUACUCCUGGUUUCCAGGUCCAAUACCAACCCGGCCAGUUUGCUCAGACUCCCGUUGGACGCUCUCACUUGCAGGACUCUGAGCUCUCCUCACCUAUGGCUAUGCCCUCAUCUCCCCCACGAAGCAAUCUUGGAUCGUCUCAUCUUCGCUCAGAUGUCUCCUAUGGAACCCCGCGCGAUGGCCAGGGACUUCAGACGCCAAGGAGACGCCGUGGAGAUGUUGUGAGCAGUCCCCAGGUGGCGCGCCACCUCGCAUUGAUGACCGACCCCGCCAGCGACUUCGCAUUGAACUCUGGAGGCGCCUUCCCAACUUCACAGGAUAACGAUCCCACUCAGGUCGUCAAGGUCGUCUGGGGAACCUCUGUGGAGAUUAACGACGUGAUUGCCAGAUUCAAGGAUUUCUUGCACGAGUUCACCCAGAUGAGCAGGAUCACUAAGGAGAAUCCCAGAGGAUUACGCACUGCUGCUCGCCAGCUCAACUUGGACUGCCAAAACCUCAUGUACCAUCCUUCAUCAAAGAAGGUUCACGGCUUGCUGAUCGACUACCCUGCUGAGGUCUUGCCUCUCUUGGAUUUCUCUUUGAAUGAGUUCUUUGCCGAUACUUACCCCGAGGAUGACCUGCGCGGAGACAGUUUGAUGAUUCGUCCCUUCAACCUCGGAAAAUGCAUCAACACUCGCGACCUUGGACCUGCAGAUAUUGACAGACUCGUUACCGUCAAGGGAUUAAUGCUCCGUACUUCCAGCGUUAUUCCCAACGUGAAGAAGGCUUUCUUCCAGUGUUUGGUGUGCGAGCAGUCUGCUUCAUCAGAGGCUGACCGUGGUCGUAUCACUGAGCCUACUAAGUGCCCUAACCAGGUCUGCGGAGCCUUGAACUCUAUGUCCUUGAUCCACAACCGUGGUGAAUACGCUGACAAGCAGGUCUGCCGCAUGCAGGAGAUGCCAGAAUCAAUCCCCGAUGGUCAGACCCCUCAGAGCAUUUCGUUGGUGGUUCACGAUGACUUGGUCGAUGUUUGUAAGCCUGGUGACCGCCUGGAAAUCACAGCUGUUUUCAGAGGAGUCCCUGUUCGUGUCAACCCCAGACAGCGCACUGUGAAAUCAUUGUACAGGACCUAUCUGGAUGUUGUCCAUAUCAAAAAGUCAGACAAGAAGAGACUGACAAUUGACGACGAUAUUUCGAACCAUGGCGGAAAGAGAGCUACCUACCAGGGAGGAGACGAGAUUGAAGUUCAGAGCGAGGACAUGGUCGCCAAGAUCAAGGAGAUUUCCUUGCUCCCCAACCUUUACGAGACCCUUGCCCGAUCGGUCGCCCCCAGUAUUUUCGAGCACGACGAUAUCAAGAAAGGAGUGCUGCUGCAGAUGUUUGGAGGCACCAACAAGACUUUCCUCAAGGCAGGAUCACCCCGUUACAGAGGAGACAUUAACGUGUUGCUUGUCGGAGACCCAGGAACAGCCAAGUCGCAGAUUCUGAGCUACGUCCACAAGAUUGCCCCUCGUGGUGUCUACACAUCCGGAAAGGGUUCUUCGGCUGUCGGUUUGACUGCAUAUGUGACGAGGGAUCCCGACACUCGCCAGCUGGUUCUCGAGAGUGGUGCUUUGGUUCUUUCGGAUGGCGGUAUCUGCUGUAUUGAUGAGUUUGAUAAGAUGUCGGACUCCACACGGUCGGUCUUGCACGAAGUCAUGGAACAGCAGACGGUCUCUGUCGCCAAGGCCGGAAUUAUCACAACCCUCAACGCCAGAACAUCGUUGUUGGCCGCUGCCAACCCUAUCCACUCACAGUACAACCACAGGCUUCCCAUGGUCGAUAACAUUGACCUCCCACCUACCCUCAUCUCCAGAUUCGAUUUGUUGUACCUGGUUUUGGAUAUUGUGAACGAGCAGAGCGAUCGUCGUUUGGCUCGCCACAUUCUCUCGAUGUACUUGGAGGACGCCCCCGAAACAGGAGGAACGGAUAUUAUCCCUAUCGACACAUUGACCUCUUAUAUCAGCUACGCCCGUAACCAUUGCCACCCAGCAUUGGGCGAGGAGUCCAGUGCGGUGUUGGUUCAAUGCUACUUGGAUCUGCGCAAGCUUGGUGGUGGUAAGCAGAUUACCGCAACGACCCGUCAGCUUGAGUCGAUGAUCCGUCUUGCAGAAGCUCGCGCCAGGCUGCGUCUGUCGCCUGAUGUCGAGAAGGAGGAUGUCGAGGAGGCAUCGCGUUUGAUUCGUGAGGGUUUGAAGGAGUCUGCGAUGGAUCCCCGCACAGGAUUGUUGGAUAUGGAUCUGUUAACGACGGGACAGGGAUCCUAUGACCGCGGCCAUUUGGAGGAUAUGCGCCGCGAGUUGUUGAACCUGUUGAAUGCCUCUGACAAGACUAACCUCCGCUGGGCUGAUGUCCUUGCCGAUUUUAAUGCUCAGAGUUCAGUUGGCGUGUCGGAGGAGCAGUUCUCGAGGGUGCUGGGAGAGUUGGAGCAACAACAAUAUAUCAAGGUUUCGGGCAAGCGCGGUUUGCGUGUCAUCAAGAAGUUGACGACCGGUCAAGACCGCGAGUAG
Messenger RNA from Linnemannia hyalina, 2706 nucleotides. Lineage: Eukaryota; Fungi; Mortierellomycota; Mortierellomycetes; Mortierellales; Mortierellaceae. The record is from the annotation of a GenBank genome assembly.